UCGCCGAAGCGCGCGUAAUUCCAAGAAAAACUCACGUUGCGCCGAGCUGGAUUGUCGCCGCUAUCACGCUAUCACGCUAUCGGGCUGAGAGUCGCAAACUUCCGUCGGAACGGGAAUCGGAAAUCGCAUGUGGCAGACUUCUUUCUUGUUGACGCGGUGGAGCCCUUCGGCCACUUCGCAUGUGAUAGCCAGUUUGAUUGUGCAGUGCAACAUCGAUUUAGUUAAUAAGUUAUUCUAUAAGCAGUUGGAUUUGGACAAUUCGGACAAAUAUGGAUAUGUCUAGCGCCAACUCCCUGCGGCCACUAUUUUCGGGCUAUCCCUUUCAAGGACAAGGUCGUGUUAACCAACUCGGAGGAGUCUUUAUCAAUGGUCGACCGCUGCCCAAUCACAUUCGCCUGAAGAUCGUGGAAAUGGCGGCCAGCGGAGUUCGUCCCUGUGUGAUUUCCCGCCAGUUGCGCGUCUCCCAUGGAUGUGUGUCGAAGAUUCUAAACCGUUAUCAGGAGACGGGCUCGAUUAGGCCCGGGGUCAUAGGCGGAUCGAAGCCCAAGGUGACCUCGCCCGAGAUCGAGACACGAAUCGAUGAGCUGCGAAAGGAGAAUCCCGGCAUAUUCAGCUGGGAGAUACGAGAGAAGCUGAUCAAGGAGGGCUUCGCGGAUCCACCAUCAACGUCGUCCAUCAGCCGCCUGUUGAGGGGAAACGAUCGCGGCAGCGAAGACGGUCGCAAGGACUACACCAUACACGGAAUACUUGGCGGCCGCGAUUCGGAUAUUAGUGACACGGAGUCUGAGCCUGGGAUUCCGCUGAAACGCAAGCAGCGACGUUCCCGCACCACCUUCACCGCUGAGCAACUGGAGGCCCUGGAAAGGGCCUUUGCUCGCACGCAGUAUCCGGACGUUUACACCAGGGAGGAGCUGGCCCAAACCACAGCCCUGACUGAGGCCCGCAUCCAAGUCUGGUUCUCCAAUCGAAGGGCUCGUCUGCGCAAGCAUUCUGGCGGAUCAAGUUCCGGUCUUUCGCCAAUGAACAGUGGCAGUGCCAGUGUGGGAGUUGGAGUUGGAGUGGGUGUUGGUCCUAGCGGAGCUACGGCUCCCCUCGGUUUCGGUCCUCUCGGCGUUGGCUCAAUGGCCGGCUACAGUCCGGCUGCAGGGACCACCGCCAAUGGGGCAAGCCUUAACGAUGGGGUUCAUCAUUCCGCUCAUGCCCCAAGCUCACACCACAGUGCAGCAGCUGCAGCGGCGGCGGCGCAUCAUCACACGCAAAUGGGUGGCUACGACCUGGUCCAAAGUGCGGCCCAGCACGGAUUCCCUGGAGGUUUUGCACAGCCCGGACACUUUGCCAGUCAAAACUACUAUCACCAAGACUACUCCAAGCUGUCCAUCGAUGACUUCUCCAAGCUAACCGCCGAUAGCGUAUCAAAGAUCUCGCCUUCCUUGCACUUAAGCGACAACUACUCGAAGCUGGAAUCGCCCUCGAAUUGGUCGCAGGCCGCAUACCAUCUCAACCAGUCGGCUGUGGCGGCAGCCAACUAUAAUGCCCACGUGGCCCAACACCAGCUCAACGAUUAUGCCGCAGCAGCGGCGCAUGGGAAUGCAGCAGCGGCCGCUGCAUACAAUCACCCGUUGCCGGCGCAGGGUCAGGCCAAGUACUGGUCAUGAGUUAAUGGAUCCGCCGGUGACGACACUCCGACGAACCGAACCCCAUUCGACUCCGACUUUCGUGUCAGUUUUAUGCAUUUCAAUUAUCAGAGGCAGAGGCACAUGUAAGCGUUAGACAACUAUUUAUACAAUGCACCGUGAACGUGAAUAUGGAAAAUAUUGGCUUGGCUAUAAUUUAGGAUUAGUCCGCUUACUACAUGUGAAUUACAUGGCUUUUAGAGGCGCAUUAAGGCUGGUAACGUGUUUCUAUUUAAGCAGUCUAUACACAUAGAUAUACAUAUUUAUUUUUAUACUCUAAACGUGACGCGAUAUUGUUCAACAUAAA
Molecule: messenger RNA, 1980 nt
Organism: Drosophila persimilis
Lineage: Eukaryota; Metazoa; Arthropoda; Insecta; Diptera; Drosophilidae
Gene: gsb-n
Product: protein gooseberry-neuro
Exons: 5
Coding region: 270-1655 (461 amino acids)
Biological process (GO): anatomical structure development; regulation of transcription by RNA polymerase II
Molecular function (GO): RNA polymerase II cis-regulatory region sequence-specific DNA binding; DNA-binding transcription factor activity, RNA polymerase II-specific
Source: RefSeq, a predicted model, not a curated record